AUGGCAGAGAAACUCAUUGUCACUAUUGCUAUGAUAGCGCAACUCACAGCGGCAACAUCCGACCCCUGCGUGGACCACAAGUACAUCUACGACAACGGGGGACGCAGCCCUAAAUGUCCCUACCAGCCGGAGGAGUGUGACCGCUACAUCACGGAGAACUGGUACCAGGUGGUCAACUACCAUGGGUCUCUGGAGAUGCCGACAUCCCACGUGGACAUCAACAGCUGCGGCGCAAACUACCCCGGUUGGCUGAAUGGGACGCACCCAUCCAUCAACGACGGCACCGUGUACAGAGUAGUGUGCGUCAGCGGCUACAACGACCCUUGCAGGAAGCAAGUAACAAUCCGGGUGAAGAACUGUGGCCAUUACUAUGUGUACUACCUAAUGAAGAUGCACGGAUGCUCCGAGAGAUACUGCUUUGGUAUAUAUGGCAUCUGUUCCCCUUCUACGCUAACGGAAGCAACACGAGAGCAAGGGGAGACAACCAGCCCGGAACACGAGAACGGGAAGGCAAAUCAUACUUGUGUGGACUCUCCUGUACCUUCAGAAGCAAACUUCCAAAAAGGGUUCGUCGUAGAAACUGACACAAACAGUCAUGUCCACGAUGUCGUCUGAGACAGAGGGAAGGGUUCCGGAGUGAAUCAAAU
Haliotis rubra (blacklip abalone) is the source of this 647-nucleotide messenger RNA. RefSeq names its product oncoprotein-induced transcript 3 protein-like. Bases 1 to 615 code for a protein of 204 amino acids. The transcript has 5 exons. The record is from RefSeq and is a predicted model, not a curated record. NCBI's taxonomy places the organism in Eukaryota, Metazoa, Mollusca, Gastropoda, Lepetellida, Haliotidae.